This is a messenger RNA of Pterocles gutturalis (yellow-throated sandgrouse), 874 nucleotides long. RefSeq names its product calpain-1 catalytic subunit-like. Gene Ontology annotation, molecular function: calcium-dependent cysteine-type endopeptidase activity. The annotation marks the transcript as partial. The record is from RefSeq and is a predicted model, not a curated record. NCBI's taxonomy places the organism in Eukaryota, Metazoa, Chordata, Aves, Pterocliformes, Pteroclidae. The transcript is spliced from 9 exons. Gene Ontology annotation, biological process: proteolysis. Gene Ontology annotation, cellular component: cytoplasm.
AGCACGUCGGAAGGCUUCGAGGAUUUCACCGGCGGCGUGACGGAGUGGUACGACCUGCGCAAGCCCCCUGCCGACCUCUACCACAUCAUCCUCAAGGCGCUGGAGCGCGGCUCGCUGCUCGGCUGCUCCAUCGACAUAACAAGCGCCUUCGACAUGGAGGCGGUGACGUUUAAGAAGCUGGUGAAGGGACACGCGUACUCGGUGACGGGGGCCAAGCAGAUCAACUACCGCGGGCAGUCCCUGGGCUUGAUCCGGAUGCGCAAUCCCUGGGGAGAGGUGGAGUGGACGGGAGCCUGGAGCGACAGCUCGUCCGAGUGGAACGCGGUGGAGCCGGCGCUGAGGCAGCAGCUGAUGGUGAAAAUGGAGGACGGGGAAUUCUGGAUGUCCUUCAGGGAUUUCCUCCGGGAAUUCACCCGCCUGGAGAUCUGCAACCUCACCCCGGACGCUCUCCAAUCCCGCAAAUUCCGCAAGUGGAACACGCGGCUCUACGACGGGACGUGGCGGCGCGGCAGCCCGGCCGGCGGCUGCAGGAACUACCCAGCCACUUUCUGGAUCAACCCGCAGUUUAAGAUCCAGCUGGAGGAGGUGGAUGACGACAGGGACGAGGACGGCGGGCGCGAGCCCGGCUGCAGCUUCCUGCUGGCGCUGAUGCAGAAGCACCGGCGCCGCGAGCGCCGCUACGGCAAGGACAUGGAGACCAUCGGGUUCGCCNNNNCACAGGUUCCUCCCGAGCACGUGGGGAAAUCAGGCGUCCACCUGAAGCGGGAUUUCUUCCUGGCCAACGCCUCGCGCGCCCGCUCGGAGCAGUUCAUCAACGACAUGGAGAUCAGCGUCACGGAGCUUCAGACCAUCCUCAACCGCAUCAUCAGCAAAC